ACAAAACUCAGGAAACUGAUUUAAUCACAGUGGCUGGCGCAGAUUUGGUGCUCCGUAUACCGAACAAAUUUGCUCUAGAUUUAAUUAAUGCUUUCUUUUUAAAUUCGGCGCUAAUAUUUAGUUGUAUUUAUCCCGUUUCUCUCCGCGGUGAACAAUCAAGCCUCGACGUUGACGUGGUCAGUAGUCGUGUCGUGACUCGGAGUGACGGCUGUUCGGUCCUAUGAAUCCUCCUAAACAUCUCUACACUUUGCCCCUUUUAUAACUAACUUUAACUUUAACUUUAACCUAUCUAACAACCUUUCGUUGGAAGUUUGAAGAACACUUCAAAGAUGUCGGUAGCGGGCUUCAAGAAGCAGUUUUAUAAAGCCAGCCAGAUGGUAAGUGAGAAAGUCGGAGGUGCUGAAGGAACAAAACUAGAUGAUGACUUCAGAGACUUGGAACGGAAAGUAGAUGUGACCAGUAAAGCGGUAGUGGAGGUAAUCUCCAAAACAUCAGAGUACCUUCAGCCCAACCCAGCAUCGCGGGCCAAACUGUCCAUGUUGAACACCAUGUCUAAGAUCCGCGGCCAGGUGAAGAACCCCGGCUACCCUCAGGCCGAGGGACUGCUGGGGGAAUGUAUGGGCAAGUACGGACGGGACCUCGGAGAGGACACUAACUUCGGUGGAGCACUAGUAGAUGUUGGAGAAUCCAUGAAGAGAUUGGCGGAAGUCAAAGACUCUCUAGAUAUCGAUGUCAAGCAGAACUUCAUUGAUCCAUUGCAAGGGCUCUGUGACAAGGACCUCAGAGAGAUACAGCAUCACCUGAAGAAGCUGGAAGGUCGUCGUUUGGACUACGAUUACAAGAAAAAGCGUCAGGGCAAGAUCCCAGAUGAGGAGCUUAGACAGGCCCUGGAGAAGUUUCACGAGUCAAAGGAAGUGGCCGAGACGAGCAUGUACAACCUGCUGGAGACUGACAUAGAGCAGGUGAGCCAGCUGUCGUCCCUGGUGGAGUCCCAGGUGCAGUACCACAGACAGGCUGUGCAGGUGUUGGAGGAGCUGUCUGACAAACUCAGAGACAGGAUGAGUGAUGCUCAGAAUCGACCAAGACGUGAAUACACACCGAAACCCAAACCUAUCUUUGACUUCGGAGACGACAACCAUUCAAACGGCUGCUACUCGACCUCAAUGGCCCCUCCACCUUCACGCAACUCAGAGCCGUCUUUUCACUUGGCCACAUUGUCCUUUAGGAAACACAGAUUGUCCCCGGAGCAGCCAAGCUGUAAGGCGCUGUACGACUUUGAUCCAGAGAACGAGGGAGAGCUGGGCUUCCGCGAGGGCGACAUCAUCACCCUGACCAAUCAGAUCGACGAGAACUGGUACGAGGGCAUGCUGAACAGCCAGUCGGGAUUCUUCCCUCUCAACUACGUUGAGGUCCUCGUUCCGUUGCCACACUAAUGUAAAGAGAGCUGAGGAGGAGACUGAUGGAGAGGAGGAGGAGGAGGUGAGAGCAAGUAGGAUUAGUAGAGAGGGAGGAAAGCGAAGCCAAGGGAUGGUCCACAGAAUAUUCAUGUUCACCUUCAGCUCCGGCGUCACCAUCACAGACGAGCACUUGGAGAAGAUGGUCAUAUUUCAAAGUCCAGACCAGAACCUGUUCCACCUCCAGCCAAAGGUAAAAGGUUGGACACAAAACGUCAUCAUCCGUUAUUUGGCAGUCUGAAACAUUUCCUGAGGACUAACUGUUGACACAUUUAUAAGCAAUAUUUGUCUUUAAUCACAAAUUACUGAUAUCGUAAAGAUAAUUUAUGUUAAACCUGGUGGUUAUAAUGGGAUGGCACGUUCAAAUCAUCCUUUUGGUGUGACUGCAGUCUGUUUAACAGUCAGUUUUCAGUCUGAAGAGGCCAACUCAAACCUCACAGUAAACAUGGUGUGUAACUGGA
Molecule: messenger RNA, 1915 nt
Organism: Sebastes umbrosus (honeycomb rockfish)
Lineage: Eukaryota; Metazoa; Chordata; Actinopteri; Perciformes; Sebastidae
Gene: sh3gl1b
Product: SH3-domain GRB2-like 1b
Exons: 10
Coding region: 330-1433 (367 amino acids)
Biological process (GO): synaptic vesicle uncoating
Cellular component (GO): glutamatergic synapse; presynapse; cytoplasm
Molecular function (GO): protein binding
Source: RefSeq, a predicted model, not a curated record